This is a messenger RNA of Neogale vison (American mink), 1951 nucleotides long. It is a transcript of the gene DENND2D, whose product is annotated as DENN domain containing 2D. Gene Ontology annotation, cellular component: nucleoplasm; cytosol. The record is from RefSeq and is a predicted model, not a curated record. The transcript has 12 exons. The coding region runs from base 93 to 1508 and encodes 471 amino acids. Lineage: Eukaryota; Metazoa; Chordata; Mammalia; Carnivora; Mustelidae.
AGACGGAAGCGGCAGCCACUCCUUAGGCUUUCUGUAGCCAGCCUGUGUCCGAGGAAGGGGAGACGCUCCAUGCCCCCCGCAGGCUGGAGGAGAUGGAAGGACAAGUGGUAGGCGGGAUGCUCAGGCUCUUCCACAGCCGGCUGCCUCGACUCCGAGCAGGAUCUCUUCAGGAUAAUCCAAGGGACCCUGUAAAGGAGCCAGAAAGGCCCCAGGAUCAUUGUCUGCCCGCCUUCGCUGGAGGGCAACACUUCUUUGAAUACCUCCUCGUGGUUUCCCUCAAAAAAAAGAGUUCGGGGCCUGACUAUGAGCCCACCAUCACCUACCAGUUUCCCAAGAGGGAGAACCUGCUUCGGGGACAACAGGAAGAGGAGGAGCGGCUGCUCAGGGCCAUCCCCUUGUUCUGCUUCCCAGAUGGCAAUGAGUGGGCCUCACUCACAGAGUAUCCUAGGGAGACCUUCUCCUUUGUCCUGACCAACGUGGAUGGGAGCAGGAAGAUCGGCUACUGCAGGCGCCUCUUGCCCACCGGCCGUGGCCCUCGCCUCCCCAAGGUGUACUGCAUCAUCAGCUGCAUUGGCUGCUUUGGCCUGUUCUCCAAGAUCCUGGAUGAGGUGGAGAAGAGGGACCAGAUCUCCGUGGCGGUGAUUUACCCCUUCAUGCAGGGCCUCCGAGAGGCGGCCUUCCCUGCUCCUGGGAAGACUGUCACUCUCAAGAGCUUCAUCCCCGACUCGGGCACGGAGUUUAUCUCUCUGACUCGGCCCCUGGACUCCCACCUAGAACACGUGGAUUUUCGUUCUUUGCUGACGUGUCUCAGUGUUGAGCAGAUCCUUCAGAUCUUUGCAUCUGCGGUGUUGGAGAGAAGAAUCAUCUUUCUGGCAGAAGGUCUCAGCACCCUGUCUCAGUGCAUCCACGCUGCUGCCGCGCUCCUCUACCCCUUCAGCUGGGCACACACCUACAUCCCCGUUGUCCCCGAGAGACUCCUGGACACUGUUUGCUGCCCCACCCCCUUCAUGGUCGGAGUCCAAAUGCGCUUCCAGCAGCAGGUCAUGGAGAGCCCCAUGGAAGAGGUCCUGUUGGUGAAUCUUUGUGAAGGAACCUUCUUAAUGUCGGUUGGUGACGAAAAAGAGAUCCUUCCGCCUAAGCUUCAGGAUGACAUUUUGGACUCCCUUGGUCAGACGACCAAUGAGCCAUGGACUUCAGAACAGCUCAAUGAGCAUGUUUCGGGCCCGUUUGUGCAGUUCUUUGUCAAGACGGUGGGACACUAUGCUUCCUACAUCAAGCGGGAGGCAAAUGGGCAAGGCCACUUCCAAGAACGGGCCUUCUAUAAGGCUCUGAACUCCAAGGCCAUCCGCCGAUUUGUGAAGAAGUUUGUGAAGACACAGCUCUUCUCCCUUUUCAUCCAGGAAGCGGAGAAGAGCCAGACUCCUUCUGCAGGCUACUUCCAACGGAAGAUACUUGAAUAUGAGGAACAGAAGAAACACAAGAAAUCAAGGGAAAAGACUGUGAAGUAAGAGCUGUGGUCAACAGGAGGGACUGGACUCACAAGCCAGUUUUGGACUUUGGCGCCUGCCAGCACGGUGGGACUGGCGAAGCACACCACCUCCAGAAUCCACAGUCUUCUUCUGAGUCCUGGUAACCAGGUCUUGCUUUGAGCUGGCAUCUUGGGUUUGGGAUCCCUGGAAUCAGUUUCUCUGGACUCUGGAAGGCUCCAAGCUCUGUGCUCACAGGGCUGGGCUCCAAGGGGCAUGUCCUGCAUGGGAGAUGCGGAGCGGCAGACGGUAGUAGCACAGGGUAGGCGAGCCUCUGAAGUUGCUGUGACGGUCCUCUUCCAGGAACCACUAUUACUAAAUCCUCAACACGGAGAGCAGUUGUGGCCCAAAGGCUCAGUCUCUCCACAUAAAAAAGAAGUCUGUGGGCAUGUGAAGCUAAGAAUAAAGAUGAGUAUCUCCUUGUU